AUGAACCCCAAAUCAAUCUACAAAGAGACAAACGAGCUGUACACGCCUAUCCGCGAAGCAGGCAAGGGUACGUGUGGAAGCAUCACAUUCUGUGUAUGCACAUCGUCAGCUGUAACCUCUUCCACGACUGACUCCGUGGCGCAGAGUGCAGCCCUUGUCGCCGUCAAGAUGAUCAGUCGAGAGAUGUGUCGCGACAGGAUAGCCGAUGAAAUCGUCGCUCUCGAACGCGUUCGCAGCUCUCUCGCGACCGAUAAAAACAACAGCGUCGCGAAGCACUUUUCCACCCUCAUCGACUAUGAUCCGAUCAAGAACGGCGGGUCGGGCUGGCUGGUCGUCAGUCCCGUCUGCGGAUUCGAUCUUGAGCGGCUUCGAGUCGUGGUCACCGCGAUAGUUCAACCCGCGUCAGAAACUGACCUUCCCCGCCGUUUUUCUUUCCCCGCGAUACCGGAGGUACUCAUACUACAUGUCGCAAAACAGCUAACGGAGGCGGUUGGGUGGCUCCACGACGUAGCCAAUAUCUCCCACAACGACGUCUUCGGCGGAAACGUAAUGCUCGACGUAUCCGCCUCAAGCAGAGCGUCUCAUUCCACACUACCAACCAUCGUCUUGAUCGAUUUCGACCGCGCCACCCUAGACCCCGACAACAUGGCAAAAGGCGCCGACCGCUCAUACACUUACGAGCUCAUAUACAUGCUCGACAAUGCAGGUCGAGCGUCAUCACAAGACACAAACGUACUGGAAGAUGUGAUUGUGCCAAGGGAAUCGGUGACCUGCUGGGACGCGUUUAGAAACUUUCUUGUUAUUAAUAAAGGCCAGUAUCUGCAGGAUGAGUCGGCGAGUUUCGCCAAGUUCUGGGGAAGGUUUGGCGCGGAUAUCGAUCGGCGGGUGGAGAAUAUAUCGGAAGAGGAGCGGAGACGGGUGAAAGAGCUGAUUGAUGUGGUUACGGGGAAGGAGGUCAGAUUUCCGAGUGAGGAGAGGGUUAGGGAGGUGUUGGGGGAGUAG
Molecule: messenger RNA, 1002 nt
Organism: Alternaria novae-zelandiae
Lineage: Eukaryota; Fungi; Ascomycota; Dothideomycetes; Pleosporales; Pleosporaceae
Exons: 1
Coding region: 1-1002 (333 amino acids)
Biological process (GO): protein phosphorylation
Molecular function (GO): protein kinase activity; ATP binding
Source: RefSeq, a predicted model, not a curated record